GCCAAAAGCCGAAUGCCGCCGCGCGCGGGUGGUAAAACACGCCACGCAUCGUAGUCGUGUGCUGUCGAUACCGCUUCUUGCGACGGAGCCAUCUAUCCCAUCGCUUACAGCUUCAGGAGCGCGCACACACGCACCACCUUUUGAGUGCUGUGGCGUGAGCGCGGACGCUGCGAAGAGAACGCGCACGCAUCGUAGGACGCAGCACCAUGCCCGCACCAACAAGCAAACCAGCCAUCGUGCUCGAGUGGGGCGCCGUCUACGUCCGCUGCGGCAUCGCCGGCGAACCAUGUCCAAGGGUACGACUGCCGUCCCCGUUGGGCGCGCUGGCGCAAGGCGGCGAGCGAUUGAAUGAGAUUGCCUGGCGCGGCGCGUUGGAUGAGUUUGUGGCGCGAUUAUUUGCGGAAGAACUACUGACGAUGCCGCAAAAACGUAUUGUUCUCAACGUCGAGGACGCCGCACUACCGCGAGCGUUGCGACGGGCGCUGGCCGACGCCCUGUACGACGCCGGCGCCGAGAAGCUCGCCUUCGCUCCUUCUAUAGCGUGCGCCGCGGUCGGCGGCGACGCCCCUACGUCAAUAGUCGUCGACGUCGGCAGCAGCAGCACGCGGUGCGCGGCGGUGGUCGACGGCUUUUUGUUAGAUGCGACGCUCUCCUACGCGGACGGCUUUGGUGUUGACGCCGUGGCGGCGAAGCUUCCGUAUGAGACGCUCGAGCGCGCGCGGGCCGCCGUCGCGUCGCUCUGCUUCGUGCGGUGUCGCGGGAAAGAAGCGGCUUCUGGCCCCGACGUCGCGUUCGAGGGCGCUUCGGUCGCUUUUCGGGUGCGGGGCGACAGUUCGGAGGUGUUGUUCGACGACCGGGAGGGCCUCGCGGCGCUCGUGCACGGCGUGCUGCGCGCGGCGCCCAUCGACGCGCGCGCGGCGCUGUCGAAGCGCGUCCUCGUCGUCGGCGGCGGGUCGUUGAUACCGGGCCUGGAGACGCGAUUAUUGGAUGAGCUCCGGGCGUUAGGUGUAGAUGCUGGCGUCUUGACGGCGCCGUGCGCGUCGUGUGAUGCGGCCUGGGUCGGGGCAUCGUUGCUUGCUGCCUCUACCACGUUGACUGGUGCCGCGCGGGGCGAUUCUUUACCUGAUCUCUUCGAGAUGCGUCAAGGCCUGCCCGCGGUCGUCGCGCCCCAAUGUGUAAGUGACAAGUAG
Pelagomonas calceolata is the source of this 1190-nucleotide messenger RNA. NCBI's taxonomy places the organism in Eukaryota, Pelagophyceae, Pelagomonadales, Pelagomonadaceae. The record is from the annotation of a GenBank genome assembly.